AUGAGUAUUCCCGCCUUCAAACCACUGCCUCUCCGCCAAUCGCCGCCGAUUGCCGAUUCUCCAGACAACCGCCACCUCCACCGCAGCUCCUUUCGAAGCUCCCAGAACAUCAAUCACAACAAUUCUCUCGAAUCCUAUACUGCCUCGUGGACUUCUUCCAUAGCUCACCACUGCAAAAACGGCCGUUUAUCGAAAGCAAUACUGCAAUUCAAUCGUAUGCGCGUAUCCGAAAUCGAGCCAAACCACAUCACCUUCAUCACUCUCUUCUCCGGCUGUGCCCAUAACCCAUCGCAGGGCUCCUCGCUCGGUCCUUCAAUUCAUGGCUACGUGCGAAAAAUCGGGCUGGAUGCCGCUAAUGUGAAGGUCGGUACAUCUCUGAUCGACAUGUAUUCGAAAAUUGGGGAGAUUGAAUCGGCGAGAUUGAUCUUUGAUCAUAUGGAGGCGAGGAAUAAGGUGUCAUGGAACACUAUGAUUAAUGGCUACAUGAGGAAUGGCCAAUUUUGGGAUGCGGUCAAGCUGUUCGACGAAAUGCCGGAACGAGAUGCUGUGUCUUGGACUGUGCUGAUUGAUGGUUUCGUAAAGAAGGGGAAGUUCGAGGUGGCGUUAGGGUGGUUUCAGGAGAUGCAAUUGGCCGGCGCCGAUCCUGAUUUCGUGACCAUUGUUUCGGUGCUCUCUGCUGUUGCUAAUAUAGGAACACUGGGAUUAGGGCUCUGGCUGCAUCGAUUUGUUUUGAAGCGUGAAUUUAGGGAUAAUAUUAGGGUUCACAAUUCGUUGAUCGAUAUGUACUGUAGAUGCGGGUGCGUUGAAUUCGCUCGUCAAGUGUUCGAUACAAUGCUCGAACGAAGCCUAGUUUCGUGGAACUCGAUAAUAGUUGGCUUAGCUUGCAAUGCAUAUGCAGAGGAAGCUCUGCGUUACUUCCACCUGAUGCAGGAAUCCGGUUUCGAACCAGACGGCGUGAGCUUCACCGGAGCUCUCACAGCAUGCAGCCACGCGGGCCUAGUGGAGGAGGGGCUGAAACUCUUUGCAGAAAUGACACGAGUUCACAAAAUCAAGCCAAGAAUCGAGCACUAUGGAUGCGUUGUGGAUCUCUACAGCCGGGCGGGGAGGCUGAGAGACGCGAUGCGGGUGGUGGAGGGGAUGCCGAUGAAGCCUAACGAGGUUGUGUUUGGUUCUCUGCUGGCCGCGUGCAGAGCUUCCGGUGACGUUGACCUUGCUGAGACCGUGAUGAAUUAUAUACGCGAAAUGGAUCCGAAUGGCCACUUCAACUACGUGCUACUGUCGAACAUCUACGCAGCAACGGGGAGCUGGGGCGGGGCGGGGAAGGUGAGGAGGAAGAUGAAGGAUCGCGGGCUGCAGAAGCAUCCCGGGAUCAGUUUGAUUGAGAUUGAUUGCACCAUUCACGAGUUCUCAGCUGGAGAUAGGUCUCAUUUUGAUGCAGAGAAUAUACAUAAAAUGCUGCAGCUUUUGUCAAAUGAGAUGAGAGCAUUUUUCAAUUUUCUGUUCGUUUUGAAAUCAUGGAGUUUGGGGCUUCUUCGGCUCAUGGCCAUUGUGAUGCAACGGGUCGGGGCCAGCCGGGACCCCCCUGAGCUGCCAAUCCUCCGGCAACUCGUUCUUGCCGGAGGGGCCGUGGUCCGUGAUCAGCUUCUUCAAAGCCAUCUUCUUCUUCAUCUCCAUGAACAGCUGAUCAAAAUUUGCAGCAAAUCAAGAAAACCAUAUAUAUUACAUACAUGUGUGUGUAUACAAAUAUAUAUAUAUAUAUAUAUAUAUAUACAAAUAUAUAUAUAUAUAUACCUGUUUGUGCAUGAUCUCCAUGGAGUUGGCUCCCCUGCUGCUGCAUUCUGCAAAACAUGAAGAUAAAGCCAUGUUAAAAAGCAGUUUUUGCAUUACAACUACAUGAGAGAGAGAGAGGAGACCAGCAAAGGGAUGGAGGAAGAGGGCUAAGAGGAGGAAGAUGGAGAUGAUCUUUGCCAUGGCUGAUAUGAGAGGGUUUGCAGUGAGAUUAGGGGAGAGGAUGAGGAGAGAGGAGGGUGGAGAGGGGAGAUUUAUAGAGGGAAACUUGGGCGGAAAAAUGAUUGCUCAAGCAGCCAUUUUUUGAAUAUAUGAAGAUGGAUUUUGGGUGAUGUGAUACUGUAUUAAUUCUCGAAUAAAAAGGCUUUGGUGGAUAGUACUAAAUGCAUAGCUGUUGUGAUUCGAGGGACGGCGCCGUUUCAGGUGACUGUGACACUUACAACGUCACUACCUUCCCUCAACAUUCUAUUCUAUAUAUUCCCAUAUUUUCUAUA
This is a messenger RNA of Salvia splendens (bonfire salvia), 2282 nucleotides long. RefSeq names its product pentatricopeptide repeat-containing protein At1g05750, chloroplastic. The record is from RefSeq and is a predicted model, not a curated record. Lineage: Eukaryota; Viridiplantae; Streptophyta; Magnoliopsida; Lamiales; Lamiaceae. The coding region runs from base 1 to 1851 and encodes 616 amino acids. Gene Ontology annotation, biological process: RNA modification. Gene Ontology annotation, molecular function: RNA binding; protein binding. The transcript has 2 exons.